AUACCUUACUUACUUGACGCGCUGUAAGCGAACUGUCUCGCAUCACACUAUGCCUCUGAUUCAGGGCUGGCUUCCGCCAUCGCGUGAGCAUUGGGAGCUUGUCUCCAACGUCUGGGUCUACUUCCCAAUCGUCACUGCCUUUCAAUGGGUCCUCCAGGACUGGUACCCAGCUGGGAAGACAAGCUACGCAUCGCGCUUCAACAUUCCAGGGAAAAUAGCAUGGAUCACAAUGGAGGUGCCAGGCUUUAUAACCUUGCUAUACAUCAUGAACACACUACCUAAAGAAGUCGGGCUGGCGGAGCUUCCAUGGGGCAAUUGGACGAUGGCUGGGAUGUUCACCAUACAUUACAUUUACCGCGCGAUUCUAUCGCCCAUUCUCAAUCCAAGCAUGAGUCCUAUCCAUUUCUUCGUAUGGGCAUCAGCUGUAGGCUUCCAGUUCGCCAACGCAACCUGCAUUGGCGGGUGGCUUGCUGGGCACGGUCCGACCACAACCGCUCACUGGGAUGAUGCCAUAUUCAGAAUAUACCCAGGAAUGAUUAUGUGGGGUUUUGGACUCAUUGCAAACAUGUACCAUGACGAUGAUCUGCGAGAGAUCCGGCGUGCCGCGGCCAGGAAACAAGCGCGUGAGGCCAAAGAAAAUGGAAAAGACCCCCAAAGCGUGGACAAAGUGUACAUGAUCCCGAAGAACGGGCUUUUCAAGUGGAUUCUUUAUCCUCAUUACUUGUGCGAAUGGUUGGAGUGGACCGGUUUCUGGAUCGUAGGAGGCUGGGCAUGUUUUCCUGCGCGAGCAUUCCUCGUCAACGAGAUCACGACGAUGCUACCGAGAGCUCUACAGGGCAGAAGAUGGUAUAUCAAAAAGUUUGGAGAAGACAAGAUCGCUGGCUUGAAGGCGAUCAUUCCUGGUGUGCUUUGAGAGUGAGCACGGUUUUUUUCUCGCACACAUUUCUCCGCAUGAAAGUCUCGAUACCCUUUGUACCUAAGAUUGAAGCCAGAUAUACAAGCAACAGUUUUAUCAAUUGCCUCGACAAGCGUACUAAUACAAGGAGCUUUGUACUCACUGGCCAAUGAUAUGGCCAACAUCAUGUGCACGGACC
This is a messenger RNA of Pseudovirgaria hyperparasitica, 1094 nucleotides long. Its product is annotated as 3-oxo-5-alpha-steroid 4-dehydrogenase. The record is from RefSeq and is a predicted model, not a curated record. Gene Ontology annotation, molecular function: 3-oxo-5-alpha-steroid 4-dehydrogenase activity. Bases 50 to 913 code for a protein of 287 amino acids. Gene Ontology annotation, cellular component: membrane. Lineage: Eukaryota; Fungi; Ascomycota; Dothideomycetes; Acrospermales; Acrospermaceae. Gene Ontology annotation, biological process: steroid metabolic process. The transcript has 2 exons.